Molecule: messenger RNA, 4073 nt
Organism: Mesocricetus auratus (golden hamster)
Lineage: Eukaryota; Metazoa; Chordata; Mammalia; Rodentia; Cricetidae
Gene: Sec24d
Product: SEC24 homolog D, COPII coat complex component
Exons: 23
Coding region: 300-3404 (1034 amino acids)
Biological process (GO): intracellular protein transport; endoplasmic reticulum to Golgi vesicle-mediated transport; COPII-coated vesicle cargo loading
Cellular component (GO): endoplasmic reticulum exit site; COPII vesicle coat
Molecular function (GO): SNARE binding; zinc ion binding
Source: RefSeq, a predicted model, not a curated record
CACGCGACUGCACCGAGACUCCCCAUCAACUUGGCUCCCCAGUUCUCCGGAGGGGGAGAGGGCUGGAAAUAUUUCGAGGGGAAAUGGCAACUCCACCGUUCGGCUUCGGGACAUCAUUAGAGGGAGACGCGAAUUUGUCCCGGGUGACAGUGGACGGGGAACGGUGUGUUUGUGGAGUCCGAGCGCUCUAGGUUUGGAUCCGAGGCCGGUCUGUGCCAAGUGGCUUUCUGCCAUGUCGCCGCUUGCAGCUGAGUCAGGAUUCUUCUUCAGUAGCUCUCCUUUGGAAUGAUAUUUUCAUAAUGAGCCAACAAGGUUAUGUGGCGACACCCCCAUAUUCUCAGUCCCAGCCUGGAAUGGGUCUUUCUCCCCCUCAUUAUGGACACUAUGGGGAUCCGUCCCGUGUAACUUCUCCACCAGGCACAAUGAAGCCAUCAGCGCCUUUGGGCGCCAUUGCGCCUCCGGGGAUGUUGCCCCCAGGCCCUUUACCUCCUGGACCCCCACAGUUUGGCCCAAAUGGAGCCCAUGCCCCUGGCCAUCCUCCCCAAAGAUUUCCAGGACUUCCACCUGUCAAUAAUAUGGCACCCUCUUAUGCAUCAGGCCAACCCCUGCCACCAUCAUCUUACCCAGGCCCUGGGUCCACUUCCUCUGUAACCCAGCUGGGCAGUCAGUUCGGCUCCAUGCAGAUCAACAGCUACGGUGUGGGCAUGACCCCCCAGAGCCAGGGUCCCCCUGGCCCUCAGUCGGCAGGCUCCUUCCAGGGACAGCCACAACCUCCACAGCCAUCUAUCUUGCAGCCAGGAUCUCAGGUUCCACCACCGCCCCCCACCGCCCUGAACGGCCCUGGUGCUGCUCUUAUGUCUCCACCAACUCACAGGCAGGAUGGACUUCCUGGGCCUACCCCUCUGAAUGCCCAGUACCAGCCCCCACCUCCAGCAGGCCAGACCCUGGGUGCUGGCUACCCUCCACAGCAAGCAACCAACUAUGGACCACAGAUGGGAGGUGCACAGCUGUCUUACCCAGGAGGCUUCCCUGGAGGCCCUGCACAGAUGGCCGGCCCACCACCACAGCUCCAGAGGAAGCUGGAUCCUGACUCCAUCCCCAGCCCUAUUCAAGUGAUCGAGAAUGACAGGGCCACCAGAGGUGGACAAGUCUACACUACCAACACCAGAGGCCAGGUGCCUCCACUGGUCACUACAGACUGUGUGAUUCAAGACCAAGGCCACUCGAGCCCCCGGUACAUUCGCUGCACCACCUACUGCUUCCCCUGCACAUCUGACAUGGCGAAGCAAGCUCAAAUCCCACUAGCUGCUGUCAUCAAACCCUUUGCUGACAUUCCAUCAAAUGAGACCCCCUUGUACUUGGUAAACCAUGGUGAGAGCGGGCCAGUGCGGUGCAACAGAUGCAAAGCCUACAUGUGCCCGUUCAUGCAGUUCAUUGAAGGCGGAAGGCGCUAUCAGUGCGGAUUUUGCAACUGUGUGAAUGAAGUUCCUCCAUUCUAUUUCCAACAUCUGGACCACAUUGGAAGGAGAGUGGACCACUAUGAGAAGCCAGAGCUGUCCCUGGGAUCCUAUGAAUAUGUCGCUACUUUGGAUUACUGCAGAAAGAAUAAGCCCCCCAACCCACCAGCCUUUAUCUUCAUGAUUGACGUCUCGUACAGUAACAUAAAGAAUGGCCUCGUCAAGCUCAUCUGUGAAGAAUUGAAGACUGUGCUGCAGAGACUGCCCAAGGAAGAGCAUGAGGAGACAUCUGCAAUCCGAGUUGGUUUUAUCACAUACAACAAAGUUCUCCACUUCUUUAAUGUGAAGAGUAAUUUGGCCCAACCUCAGAUGAUGGUGGUGACGGAUGUUGCAGAGGUUUUUGUUCCUUUGUUGGAUGGGUUUCUUGUCAACUAUCAAGAAUCUCAAUCUGUGAUUCACAAUUUAUUGGACCAGAUUCCCGAGAUGUUUGCUGACUCUAAUGAAAAUGAGACAGUCUUUGCUCCCGUCAUCCAGGCUGGCAUGGAAGCACUUAAGGCAGCAGAGUGCUCUGGGAAGCUAUUUAUCUUCCAUUCCUCCUUGCCCACUGCAGAGGCACCGGGAAAGCUCAAGAACCGAGAUGAUAAAAAGCUGGUUAACACGGACAAAGAGAAGAUACUUUUCCAGCCCCAGACAGCUGUCUAUGAGUCUCUGGCCAAGGACUGUGUGGCUAAUAGCUGCUCAGUGACUCUCUUCCUCUUUCCCAGUCAGUAUGUGGACGUGGCCUCCUUGGGGCUGGUUCCUCUGCUCACCGGAGGAACUCUUUACAAGUACAAUGUUUUUCGGGUAAAUUCAGAUAGCCAACAGUUUUUGAAUGACCUCCGAAAUGAUAUUGAGAAGAAAAUAGGCUUCGAUGCCAUUAUGAGGGUUCGUACCAGCACAGGUUUCAGGGCCACUGAUUUCUUUGGUGGAAUAUUUAUGAACAACACCACAGAUGUAGAAAUGGCAGCCAUCGAUUGUGAUAAGGCCGUGACUGUAGAGUUCAAACACGAUGACAAGCUCAGUGAGGAUGCUGGAGCCUUGAUCCAGUGUGCUGUGCUCUACACGACCAUCGGUGGCCAGCGACGACUUCGGAUCCACAAUCUCGCCUUAAACUGCAGCACCCAGCUAGCAGACCUCUACAAGAGCUGUGAGACAGAUGCCCUCAUCAACUUCUUUGCCAAGUCAGCUUUUAAAGCAGUUUUGAACCAGCCUUUGAAGGUCAUCCGGGAAAUUCUAGUUAAUCAAACUGCCCAUAUGCUGGCGUGUUACAGGAAGCACUGUGCCAGUCCAUCUGCAGCAAGCCAGCUUAUACUGCCAGAUUCCAUGAAAGUACUGCCUGUGUACAUGAACUGUUUGUUAAAAAACAGUGUGCUGCUCAGUAGACCAGAGAUCUCCCCUGAUGAACGGGCAUACCAACGGCAGCUGGUCAUGACCAUGGGUGUGGCUGACACCCAGCUCUUCUUCUAUCCACAGCUCCUGCCAAUACACACAUUAGAUGUGAAGAGCACAGUGCUGCCGGCCGCUGUCCGCUGCUCCGAGUCCCGACUCUCUGAAGAAGGAAUAUUCCUGCUGGCUAAUGGUCUGAACAUGUUCUUAUGGCUUGGAGUGAGUAGCCCACCAGAUCUGAUUCAAGGAAUAUUUAAUGUGCCAUCAUUUGCACAUAUCAACACAGAUAUGACAUCACUGCCUGAGGUUGCAAGUCCACACUCUCAACAGCUCCGAGUGAUAAUGAACAGUAUCCAGCACAAGAAGCCAUACUCAAUGAAGCUCAUCAUCGUGAAGCAGCGAGAGCCGCGGGAGAUGGCUUUCCGACAGUUCCUGGUGGAAGAUAAAGGACUCUAUGGAGGAUCAUCUUAUGUGGAUUUCCUCUGCUGUGUCCACAAGGAGAUCUGUCAACUGCUUAACUGAGGAGUACCCUCCUCUCCCACUGAGGGGGCAUUUCUGAGGAGACCGUCUCCAACCUGGUGCCUAAUUUCCCCAAUGAUAGUAGGCUAGUUUUAAUUUCUUGAUAAUUUUCAGGAUAGCUUGCCAAGACAGCACAUAGACCUUCAGCUUUGGUGCUCGGGUAGCAAGCCCGUGAAGUGUGGUGGUACCAUAAAGGGAACAGUCUAUUUCUGGCUGUCCUACUUCUAACUUCUAAAGCUGACAGUUUGCAUUUCAUAAAUACAUAGUUUACAGAACCAUUCACUGUCUCAAUUUUCUUUCUUUGUGCUAGCUAGAUAUAUAAAUUAUUUUUCAAACUGUAUAGAUUCAUGUUUCCUCUUACUUUUGCCAUGAGAGGAAAAAGAUUUCAUUUUGCCUUACACCUAAUGUUUUUAAAGCUCUGUGACUACAUUGAACAGAUUUUUUUUUCAACUUAAAAUCUGCACAGCAGACUUUAAAAAAAAACCUGUAAUCUGUCUGGUAGAACAAUUUGUAUUCACCUUUUUUUCAUAAUUAUAUAGUCUGUUUAAAAUAUUUUCCAGUUGUUUUGUCUAUAAAACAGUAUCUAUAUUCUUAAUGGUUCUUUGUACAAUUUUGAUGGUUUCUACUUGUAUAUAAUGGAUCUUAACCAGUAUCAAUAAAUUACUUAAUGUA